Encephalitozoon intestinalis ATCC 50506 is the source of this 4383-nucleotide messenger RNA. RefSeq names its product cell division control negative transcription regulator. The record is from RefSeq and is a predicted model, not a curated record. Gene Ontology annotation, cellular component: P-body; CCR4-NOT core complex. The coding region runs from base 1 to 4383 and encodes 1460 amino acids. Gene Ontology annotation, biological process: nuclear-transcribed mRNA catabolic process, deadenylation-dependent decay. NCBI's taxonomy places the organism in Eukaryota, Fungi, Microsporidia, Unikaryonidae. Gene Ontology annotation, molecular function: molecular adaptor activity. The transcript has a single exon.
AUGGACGAGAAAGGAUACAAGCAUGAGAUAAAAGAUAUACUUGAGAAGAGUGAUCCAAAGGAGGUGGACCGGGGUUUUAUGGACGAUGUGCUAGAGAAGAUAAAGAGAAGACGUGAGGUUACGCCGCAAGAGGUGGCAAGAGCAAUUCUAUUUAUGGCAGACUUUCCAGAUAGGGAAUGGAAUCUCCCUGCGAUCGUUGGGUCGAUGAAAAGCAAUCUUGAGGAGAUCAACUGGAGAGAUGUGUAUUCAUGUUUUCUGGACGUGAACUUCAGCAUAUGGACUCUAGAGUCUCUGUAUGUGAUUGUCGAUUGCUGGGUUCACAUCAGUGGAAUCAUCACUGUUCCAUAUGAGAUAUUUUUCAAGAGAUGGAAAAAUGAACGAGCACAGAUGUACUUUCUGAGGCUGAUUAUUGAGAGCGACGAGAAGAGGACCCAGCUGUAUUCAAAUGUAUUUUUCAGCAGGAUCAUCAGUAUUGAAGAUUCACGAAGCCAUCGGUUCAAGAAUGUGAUGGGAUAUGAAAGCAACUUCAACUGUGUGGAACUUUUCCAAUGCAUUGGGAUGCUUGGGUCCAUUCCAUUAGUUGAGCUGAUUGCCCGGAAGUCUCCUGAGUGGUGUGCAGCAGGACUUGGCUUUGUACAGCCGAAGUUUGGACGGAUUUUCGAGGAUCUUCUAAGCGGCUUUGCCCGUGGAGCACCAAACAGCUUUAUUUUGCAUGUAUUAUUUAAGAACCAUCCCGAGAUGAUGCUCCAGAAGUCGUUGGUUCUUAUCCGAGAGGGGAUACCUGUGUCUCGAAUUCUUGACAUGUUCCUAGAGCACAAGAUGCUUCCUCUUGUUUCCGAACUCCUGAAUCCGCCGGAGCUCUGUUUCGACAUUAUUGUGCUGAGUUCGAUCAGGGACCACUUGAACCUUGGGAUAUGGCUGUCAAACAACCUGACGACACGAAAGGAUGAAUUUGUCAGGUCAUUAGUGCUGUAUUUGGAUUCUAAGAUUUCGAAAUCCAAUGAGCCCGAGAAGAUGUUUCCUCUGAAUGUUGAGAUUAUGGGGGUUUUUACAAAGGCUGUAGAGCAGUAUGUAAGGAUACUGAAGCCUGAGACUGUUGGGAUGUAUAAUGAAUUCAAAUCUAGAAUUCCCCAUGGACUCCGUACACAAAGGAGCAAGGAGGUCAGAAUUGAGGAGGAAGCAAGCAAUUUCAUUUCGCAGAUAAUCAAUUCGCAGAGAGGAAUCGAAAGCAGCAUUAAUCAAAUCAAGGAGUUUCUAAAAGGGAAUGCAUUGAGCAAGGUGCUGGCAUCUCGGAUAUUUUCGGCACUACUUGAGAACUAUGGAUCUCUUUACAAGCUCCCAAACUCAGACCUUAUUGCACUGCUGUAUGGAGGGUUGAUCAAGGAAGGAGUGUUUCCAAAGCCAUACCGCAGAAUGGCUAUUGAAUAUAUAAAGGGAUCCUUGAAAUAUCCCGAGAAUGACAGAGAGUACUCGUUUGGAUUCCGAUGCCUCGAGGUAUUCCUCCCAUCGUGCCCAACCAUUCUUGCAGAGAUAGAAGAAAUAGAAAGUGUUAAUAGCAUCCUUGUCAAGAAAGAGCUGAUUCUAGUAGAUUCCACCUCCCAUCCAUUGCUUGAUGAAGAGGAUAUAGUGAAAUUAAUAUUUAAGUGUGGCUCCAAGAACGAAAGGACUGAGGAGAUGAUCAAGUCUCUUGAGAUUGAGGCUGAAGGAGGAAUUGAAAGGCUUGGAGAAUUUCUUGAAAAAGGGAUUCUAGAUAGGGAAGAGGUGGUACUGUACAUUAUUCAGAACAUUGAGGUGGAGAAUGGAAGAAGGCUUGUAGCUAUUGUAGAAGGGUUGGGAAAGGAGUUCUAUUUGCGGUUUGUUCGAAGGUCUUUUGAGUUUCUUAAAAUGUUCUUGGACUACCGGAGUGAAAAUGAGAUAGGAAUUGCCAAGGGCUUGGGAUAUGUCCUUGGAGGAGUGAUGCUUGCCAAGAACCGAAUUGUAACUUCUGAGCAGUUUGACUUCAAGAAGUUUGUUGUGAAGUCUGUGGAGUGCAGGAGGAUUCGGUUUGGAGUGAGCUUCAUAACGAGCUUUCUAAAGCAGGGAAAGAGUGGAAUCAUAUUUAUUCCAAAUAACCCGUGGAUGAUGAGCAUCUUGAAUCUUCUGUCGGAGAUAUAUAGCUGUACUCCAAAGCCUGUAAGGGAUGAGAUCCAAGGGUUGUUCAACCACUUUUCUGUUGACCUUGUCCCCAGAGAGUUCAAGAACUUAGGGCUGAAGUCUAAGAAGUAUCUGGCAGAGUAUGUUAUUGAGGAUAGAGACCUUGUGGUUAGACAUGUGAUAUCACUUGCCCUGGAUCUAAGUGUUCGUGAAAUAUGUGGGCCAAUUGUGGAGAAGGCAUGUUCUGUUGCAAUCCAAACGGGAAUGGAACUUUUCAGGACGAUGGCGGUUGAGAAGGGGAUGGAAUAUAUCCUGUUUAGAAAUAUGGUAGUGAAUCUUACGAAGUUCCUAUGUCUAGUUUCUGCACAGGAGCCGAUCAGGGCAUGCAUUUCUGGAAACGUCUCAUACUUCAUGAAGCUUUGCUCUCUAGACUUUUCCACCGAAAGAGUGUUUAAAAUAGCCCAGGAGAAUCAAGAGGUGUGCUGCGAUCUUAUCCAGAAGUCGGGGGCUUCGAAGGUUAGUGAGUUGAUCAGUACUUGCUACAACAAUCUAGAGUAUUCCAAUGGAGAGCCGAAGGGAAUGCACCUUUCUCUUCUUGAAGAUCCUGGACACAUUGAAAAGAUAGUAAUCAAGGCAAUUGACAACGGAGAGUAUCAGGAGAUAAAGGCGCAUCUUGUACAACUAAGCAAGAAGAUUCCAUAUUCGAAGAAGAACAUCAUAGCCGACGAAUGGCAUGGGCUUUUGAACGAGGGGAGAGAAGAAGUAUUUAGGAGAAUACUGGAGAGCGUGGAGAGCAGUGAGGAUAAGGACGAGGAAUGUAUCCGGUUGUGCAGGUACAUCACAGGACAUCUUAUCAAGAGCGGGAGCAAGGAGGACUUCCUGUUUGAAUGUAUGGAGAAGAUAUUUAAGAUAUCAUUCAAGACUCAGAAGGAAGUUCUGGGCUGGCUUAUUUAUUCCAACGACCCACGGAAGUUCAGUGUCAGUCUUGUGAGUAAGUUUAUAGAGCACAAUCUAAUCAAUGUUGUGGAAUACGACCAGGCCCUUUCGAAGACUCCGCUUGCAGAUGGGAAUCUUGACUUUGUGAUCUCGCUCCUGACAUCUCUUAUAACUGCAGAAGUGCAGAUCUGUACGGUCUACGACUUUAUCUGCACACUUGAGAUGCUUGCAGGACAUGGCGACAACCCUCGGGUCUUUGAUUUUUUCCAGAAGAUUAGCAAUUUAAUGAUGCACAUCGAAGCAAAGGGGGCAUCUGAUUACGACGAGUAUGUCCGUAGCUGCAAGUUUACAACUGUUCCCGAGAUGUUUCUUCCUGAAUUUAUGGAAAGGGCCAACUAUCCUGGAUCUGUGGACAUACGAUCUGCAUUCAAGGUGUCUUGGGACCACUUUAUAAGAUACCACAGAAUCCCUACUUCAUAUUGUUAUUUGAAAAUAGAUCCUCUUCCAGGACUCAUCAAGGAGAAGCUCUAUGAGUCGAUCAAGGAAAGCUUGUUUGUGUUUCUGGAGGCAUAUAGAAAGAGGAAUUAUCUAUUUUUCAAGCUUUACACAAGAUUCAUUGUCAAGACGCUGGAUAUCAUGGAGGACACGCCCACAAACAGGUCUUUGGUCUACUCUGUGCUAGAGGUUCUAUCUCCGUCCCAGGUUCCGGGAUUUACAUCCUGCUUCCUAGAAAUCCUAGGACAUAGAUUUGUCUUGAGAUGCUUUGAUUCUGAAGAAGGAGUUAUUCUUGCAAUGGAAGCCCUAAAGUGUGGAUCUUACAGCUCAAAGCUCAUGUAUCCUAUAACACAGAUCAUGCAGUUCUUCAAGAGAAGUUCUGGAUAUGUCAAGAUGUAUUCCUCAUAUUUGGCCUACUGCUGUCCCCAGGAAUACCCCCACGUAAAGAACUUCAUCAAUCAAUUCCGAGACCGGAUUGUGCCUGUAGAGGGCCAGAAUCCGUUUUUCAGAUUACGAACUGCUCUUCAAAACAGGACGUCCGUAAAGGUGACGGAUCUUGGAAUAGGAAAGAAUCUCUGGGUAUAUCUAAUAGACAACCUUAACGAGAUGGAUGCCAUUUCGUCUACAGUGAUUGAAAGUAUCAAGUUUAUGAUAGAAAGAAAAAUGCAUCUUGAGGAGAUCCUGACGAUUCUCUGGAUCAGGAUGAAAGCACCAGGUGCACCAAAGGCCCUUGCAGCUUGUUAUGAUGAGAUCUCCUCUUUUGAUUUUUGCCGUGUGUUUCUAAAGUCUCUUGAAAAUCAUGGUUAUAAUAAACUGUAG